This is a messenger RNA of Lichtheimia ornata, 1776 nucleotides long. RefSeq lists its product as uncharacterized. The record is from RefSeq and is a predicted model, not a curated record. Bases 1 to 1776 code for a protein of 591 amino acids. The transcript has a single exon. NCBI's taxonomy places the organism in Eukaryota, Fungi, Mucoromycota, Mucoromycetes, Mucorales, Lichtheimiaceae. Gene Ontology annotation, molecular function: protein binding.
AUGGCAUCCACACAGCGUCAUGGCACUAUCUCAUCGACCUCUUCAGGAUCAGAACCCAUUCCUGUUGCCACUGAACCAACCAUGGUUGACAGCAAUUCGAGUGGAUCUAGCAUUCAAGUUCAUCCAGUGACAUCGACACCACCACCAUCUAUUAUUGCCGGUCCACCACCCGAACCACCAAAGCAUAUGCAUAUGAGACCUCCUCCUCCUCCUCCAACAUCAAUGGCUGGUUAUUCUCUUGUUCCACCUAUACAACAACAACAACAACAACCACUACCACCACCUACUACUACUACUACUAGUAUGGCUAUGACGAGUGCAGCACCAGUACCACCACCAUUGGCAGCACCAAUUCCUCAUCAUCCAGGAGUACCAUCACCUCGACCUCCACCACAGCAACGUUUUUCUGUAUAUGAACAAGGACCCUAUCCACCUCAUCCUGGUGCUGGCUAUGCUGUACCUGGUGGAGUCGUACGACCCGAUGGUUAUUUUUAUCCCCCGCAACAACCACCACAGCAACCCAUGAUGCGACCUCCUAUGGAUAAUCCUUGGCGUCAUAGCUUUCAUGCCGGUAUAGCAGCCGACAAUCCAGCCUAUAUGCCUGAUAGUUCUCUCUUGGCUGCAAGUCAAGCGGGUGUUCGUCGCAAGCAAAGUCCUUAUCCUCCUCCCACUUUGGAGAACUUGAGCAAGUUUCGUGACGAAGCGCAUGCAAGCAAUGAUCCUCAACAGCUACUCGCUCUUGCAAAGUAUAUGCUCCACACCAUCCCCCAUCUCAAGAUCCAGGAUCGUCAACGAGCAGCCAAGGUGCGUGAAGCUUUAACGACUGAGGCAUACAAGACCGUCAAGAAAUUGGCAAAGUUUUAUCCUGAAGCCAUGUACUUUUUAGCCCACAGCUACAGCACGGGUACCACUGGACUUGUACAAGAAAAGGAUCCAGGCAAGGCAUUCAGCUUAUACGUACAAGGUGCCAAGCAAAAUCAUGCAGCGUGUAAUUACCGUGUGGCUGUUUGUUACGAAUUGGGAGCAGGCACCAAAAAGGACAAGGCGCAUGCAUUGCAGUUUUAUCGCAAGGCAGCCAAUUUGGGAGACACAUCGGCAAUGUACAAGCUUGGUAUGAUCUUGUUGAAAGGAUUGUUGGGCCAAAGCAAAAACCCGCGAGAAGGCAUCUCUUGGCUUAAGCGUGCAACCCAGUCUGGUGAUGAAGAACAUCCUCAAGCCAUGUACGAAUUGGGUCUGGCAUAUGAAAAAGAAGGCAUCCCAUCCGUCAUUCCUGAUAUCGAGUAUUCACGUGAGCUCUUCACCCAAUCGGCCCUUUGUGGAUAUGCACCUUCCCAAUUCAAACUUGGUCUUGCGUAUGAGAAUGGUUUCCUCAACUGCCCCAUCGAUCCACGUCGUUCAAUCGCAUGGUACUCCAAAGCAGCAGAGCAAGGCCAUCUGGAAGCUGAGUUGGCACUAUCAGGAUGGUAUUUGACAGGUGCUGAAGGCAUCUUGCAACAAAACGAUCAGGAGGCUUACUUAUGGGCACUCAAGGCGGCUGAACGUGGUUAUGCAAAGGCCGAAUACGCUGUUGGAUAUUACACAGAGACUGGUAUUGGUAUACGACAAAACCUUGAGGAAGCACGGAAGUGGUAUAUGCGAGCAGCAGCACAAAACAAUCAACGUGCCAUCCAUCGUCUCGCACAACUCAAGAAAUCAGGUCCACAAAAACGACGCAAGCAUACCAGACCAAAGAACGCUGCACCCGAUAGUAAAGAUGGAGAUUGUAUUGUCAUGUAA